AUGAUUCGGGCCUCUAUCGACGGGUUCGCGCACGCUGGGAGACCUGCAUGGGAGAAGCAUUCCGUCCCGCGGUGCCUGUCGGAGCCCAGACUGACGCCCGAGGAGAAGCGUUUUCCCCGCGUAGGCCUCUACCGCAUGGCGCCUCGCACGAUCUCCGUGAACAGCACAAAGUUGAUCCGCAUGGGAAGCCAACGUUCUCUGCGCAUCCAGGUCAGUCCAGAUUUUGCAACUUCUCGGUUCUCCCCGGAAGACAAAUAUUCUCAGCAGAGGAUGUCCAUCAAGAAGCGCUUCGGCCUCCUCCUCACGCAGCAGCCCCCGCCUGUACCAGUUUAUGGAGGUGAAGUUGAGUACAUCCUGCCAAGUCCAGCUGAUCCUGUCCUGGACGGCAUGCAGGAGAUUGAAGGGAAGAGACAGCUGCUUGAUGAAAGUGAUGACAGUGGCAAUGAUGAAGAGGAGGAUGACGCAUCUCAGCAGUCACUGCCUGAAGAACUUGUUUGCUUUGUGGAUAUUCCACAGGAUGAAGAUGGUCUACCUAUGAAGACAUUGGAGUCCAAUGACCAUGGGCCAGAAGAUUGCUCUACUUUGAUGACAAAAGUGAAAGUAGAAUGUACUGAAAAUGAUAGUGAUGUUCCUAUUGGAUCUCAUGACUGUAGUGGCAGUGACAUGGCCAAAAAUUUGAAGAAGAGAAGGCGUGAACGACCCUUUGGAUGCGACACGUGUGGAUGUAGAUUCAGCUCGAGAGACACUCUGGACCACCACAUCACAUCGAGGCACUUGAGUGAAAUCAAGUGUCAAGUGUGUGAUAAAACCUUUGCAUGUAGAAGGAACUUGAACAGGCAUUCCUUCUGCCACUCCAACACGGAGCCACACAGUUGCAAUGUGUGCGGGCGCACCUUCAUGUGGAAGCAGAGCCUGGGUCGACACAUGACCCUAGCCCACUGGCAAGGGAAGCACUCAGCUGAGAUCUCAAUAGGUGAAUCUGAAAAUUCUGCAGAGGAGCAAGUUCCUGUGGACCCUGAAAGGACAAGCCAAGAAGAUUUUGUAUCCUCUGCAACAGGGAACAGUUCCAGCAUCACUGAAGUGAUUGGUGACUCUGUACACUUCAGUGAUGAGCACACUGAUUCUACUGAACCAAUUCAUGGAUCUCCUUACCAUAAACCAAUUGAUGAGGCUGGAAAGGGAAUGAGUAUGAGAGGCACUCUGACUGACCAUGUAAAUUCAAAGCAUUCAGAUGCCAGACCCUUCAAGUGUGACAUCUGUGGGUGUGCCUUCAAGAGGAGGGGCACUCUGGCCGAUCACAUCAACUCGAGGCAUACCGAAGACAGACCCUUCAAGUGUCACAUCUGUGGAUGGGCUUUCAAGUGGAGACGCCAUCUGGCAGACCACAUCAACUCCAAGCAUUCGGAAGACAGGCCCCUGAAGUGCGAAAUCUGUGGGUGCAGCUUCAAGUGGAGGUGCAACCUGGCCCGUCACGUCAGCUUGAGGCACGUGGAAGACAGACCCUUCAAGUGUGAUAUUUGUGGAUGUUCUUUCAAGCUGAGAGGCAUUCUGACUAAGCAUGUGAACACAAGGCAUUCAGAAGACAGGCCUUUUAAGUGCCCUCUGUGUGACAAAACCUUCAAGCUGAAGUGUACAUUGACAUCUCAUCUUCAGUGCCAUUCAGACACAAAACCCUACAAGUGCAACAUGUGUGAUUACUCUGGCAAGAGGAAGAGAGGCCUGAAGUAUCACAUGACCUCUGUCCAUCCCAAUGAGAAGAUGGGUUGUAGCAGUGGCCUGUGGCUCAACUGUGUUGUAUUCAUUCAAAGCACCAACUUGGAAAGAUGCCUCAUUUUUUGGAUUCAUUCCAUAACUGAGGCAUUGGUAGAUACCAUUGCCUGGCUCACAGCUGUAACUGAGAUGAACGAAGGCAUCACUGAAGCUAGUAUAAGCCCCGAGGACUUUGAAGAUGAACUUCAGUUCAAUCAUGGGUCUCAUGACCUUGAACUUAUUGAUGCAUCUGGAAAGGAAGAGAGUAAAGAAGAGGAAAAGCAACAUAUCCCAAAUACAAGCAGCAGUCUUACUGCCCAUGUGAAGUCCAAGCAUUCAGAAGGCAGACCCUUCAGCUGUGGCAUCUGUAGAUGCGCUUUCAAGAGGCAGGGGAAUCUGUCCGACCAUAUCGUCAUGAAACAUUCAGAAGAGAGACCCUUCAAGUGUCCCCAUUGUGAUAUGAGUUUCAAGUGGAAAUUCUCUUUGACAGAUGGAGGAGAAACAGAGUAUAUCCUGCCCAAUCCAGUUUGUUCUGUCUUGAAGGAGUUUCAAGAGGAGAACAAGGCAAUUAGUGCUGAAUAUGAUGAGGUUCAGCAGUCCAUGUCUGCAGUGGUGCAAGAUUGUCUGCCUGAGAUGCUGGAGUCCUGCAAACAUGGGCAGGAAAAUUGCAGUACUUCAGUAACAUCUGUGAAAAUGGAAUGUACUGAGACUGAUAUCACUGCUACAUAUGAAUUGUGUCUUGGAUCUCAUGAGCUUACUAAUUGCAAUCCAGAUAAAAAUCAAAGAAUGAUUAAAAGGAAACGCCAAAGACCUUUCAGGUGUGACACAUGCGGAAGCACAUUCACCUCAGAAGACACCUUUGACCACCAUGUCAUAUCAAAGCAUUCCAAGGUAUUCAUGUGUCACAUCUGUGAGAAGACCUUUCCAUGUGAGAGAAACCUGGAAAAGCACAUCCACAAUCACUCCAUUGUGAAACCACACAGUUGCAGCCUGUGUGGGUGUACCUACAAGCUAAAACGAAGCUUGGAGCGACACAUGACUGCAGCUCAUCAGCAGGGAAGGCCGGAUUGCUUGCAGGAGAACUGGCCUGAGGUCAUGAGAAAUGACAUGAACAAUUCUUUCAAGAGGAAAUACCCUACCAUAUCAAAUGGUCAUCAUCUGGAAGAUAAUAAUUUUGCAACAACCAGGAUUCAAGCUCCUGACAUCAUGGGAGCGACAGGUGAUCAUAAAGACAACAGUGGUGAACGCAUCACUCAAGUGGCAGAUGGAUUUUCUGGCCUUAGACCUAUUCAUGAAGCUGAAAAGGAUAAGAUAGUGAAUCAGAGGAAGUCCUCAACUGUUCAAAAUGAAAGACCCUUCAGAUGUGAUAUUUGUGGCUGUGCCUUUAAGCAGAGAGGCACUCUGACUGACCACAUCAACUCAAGACAUUCCGAAGAGAGACCCUUCCAAUGUGAUAUUUGUGGGUGUGCUUUCAAGCAGAGAGGCACGCUGUCUCACCACAUCAAAUCGAGGCAUUCGGAAGACAGACCCUACAAAUGUCACAUAUGUGGACAUGCUUUCAAGAAGAGAAGCAAUCUCACUGUCCAUAAAAUGAUAACAGAUGAACACUUUCGGCAGCACUCUCUUCCUGCAGCAAUGCUGGUGGAUGACCUACAGGCUUCAGUUGUGAAAGUAGAAUUCAUUGGAACAAGUGAUGAAUACUCUCAAGCCUUGAGCCUUGAACCUACUGAGGACAGAGCCUGCUAUGAAGCUGAGAAAAGUGACAGUGGAGCACUGAAGCCUUACCAAGCCAUUUUCACAUGUGACCAGCUGAAACAGAGUCUGGAGGGACGUGAUGAUGUGACGGCCAGAGAGAAGGCAUACAGGUGUCACUUGUGCGACCUUGGCUUCAGCCGGCAGUGCAGUCUGAAGCGGCAUCUGUCCUCCUGCCCCAGUUCAAAUAGAAAAUCAUGUUAUCAUCAAAAACUGCUUCUGAAAAAAAGUACUGAGUUUGCCAGACCUGGAUACAUCAACAAGGAUCAAGGUUCACCUUCAACAACAUUGAAAUCACCUGAGCAUGGUCUGCAAGAUUGCCAAAUCCCAACAAUACAGAUAGACCAUCCCAGGCUUUCAGAAGUGAAAGUAGAAUUCGCUGGCAUCACAGAGGAGCAUGAAGACCCAUUGCACCUUGAAUCUCCAAAUGACAGUGCUAAUGAGACUAUGAAAGAUACAAACAAAGGGAGGAACUCUGGAGUUUUCCAUCUGACUGGAAGUCCUUUUGUGUGCAACAUUUGUGGAUUUGGUUUCGAGGUGAAAGUCCUAAUGAAGUACCACAUGCGACAGAGACACUCAGACAAAAGACUGUAUGACCACAGCAAAAAGCCAUACAGAUGUGACCUCUGCAAUGAGAGCUUCAGCCGACAGUGUGCCCUGGACCGACACACAUCCUGCUUUCAUUCCAAAAGAAAGCCUGAUGGUUCACAGAAUUCACUUCCUAAAGGCAGAGCUGUGUUUUCUGGGCAUGAAUUGGGAGAUUUUGUCAAAGAGGAUCGUGUCACUGCAGCAGCAGAGUCAGAAAGCCUUAUUCACAUUGCAGUGGCAGCUGACUGCCACAAAACUGAUUCUGAACAGACCCAUAGACUCAGUCAUGAAUCUUUGGGAAAAGAAAAUAGAAUAAAAGAGACCACAAAGAUGCCUACCACUGUCCGGAAUAAAACACCACUCAAAUGGCCCAUUCGGAGAAUUCGUCCCAAGAAGAGAUGCCGUCGGACUGAUCACAUCUCCAGGCAUUCAGAAGAUGGAUACUUCAAAUGUGAUAUAUGUGGAGUUGAAUACAUCCUGCCCACUCCUGUGCUGGAUUGUCUGCAGUACUUUCCAGGGGAGACUGAGAUGAUCCUUCAUGAUGAUGUAGCACAGCAGUCAUUAUCUGAAGCAUUGGAGGAAGCCUCUUGCCCUGUGAGGGUGCUGGAAUCUUGUGGGUCUGCCAUAGGUUGUCCUCCAAUAGAGAAAGUUAAAGUUGAAUUUACUCAAACUGACAUCGAUGCUCCCAGUGAAUCAAAUCCCAAAUCUCUUGAGCUUGGUGGUGGUGAUGCCAUUACAAAUGUGAGGAAAGGGCGAAGAAAGCGUGCCAGACCUUUCAUAUGUGAAACAUGUGGAUCCACAUUCAGCUCAAAAGACAUGUUUGACCUCCAUGUUCAAUCGAGGCAUUUAACAGAAUUCAAGUGUCACUUGUGCCGCAAGACCUUCACACGUGAGAGAAACCUGAAGCGACAUGCCCUCUGCCAUUCCAACAUGGAGAGGUUCACCUGUGAUGUGUGUGGGCGCAGCUUCAACUGGAAGGAGGGUCUCAGCCAGCACAUGACCAUGUUCCACUCCCAGGUGAAAUUGGAUCAGUCUCAGGAGGAUGGGAGUCACUGCACAAAAGAUGAUUCUCUGGAUCCUUCAAACUCUGAACCUCAUGCUCACAACGCUGGUGAUAAGCCAAGAGAAAGGAAAAGUGAGAGACAGAAGGAUGAAGGGAGGAAGCCUGCAGCUCCCCACCUCAGUGAGAGACCUUUCAUAGACCUAUGUGACAUUUGUGGCUGUGGAUUCAGAUCCAGGGACAGCCUGAAGUCACACAUCCGAGCAAAGCAUUCCAACGAGAGACCCUUCCGGUGUGAUGUCUGUGGGCACAGCUUCAAACACAGUCACGUGCUGAAGGACCAUGUCCGAUUGAAGCAUUCGGAUGAAAGACCUUUCAAGUGUGACCUUUGCGACAAGACGUUCAAAGUGAAACAGAUCCUGGCCAGACAUCGCCAUAGCCACACCACAAAUGCUUGUCACUUGUGCAGUUCCACCUUCAAGACAAAACAGAGUCUUGAUGAGCACAUGGGUCAUGUCCAUUCAGAUGAAAACCAGGGAGUAGAGUCUGAGAAAAAGGGAUCAGAAGAGCAUCAUUUGGAAGACAGAAAUUUUGGAUGCAGUAUCUGUGGAAGUUGGUUCAAGAAGAAGCAUGCCCUGAAGGAGCACAUCCGGUACAGGCAUUCGGAUGAUAGACCUUUCAAAUGCGACUCGUGUGAGAAGGCAUUCAAGGGGAAGCAGGACCUGAUUAGGCACCAGAGUGUCCAUUCCAACACAUGUCACCUGUGCAGCUCCAGCUUUGACACAAAGCUGAGUCUGGAUGAACACAUGACUUGUGCUCAUUCAAGUGAGAAGUGUGAAGAAGAGUCUGAGGAAACGGCCCUGAGAGAGCAUUCUCCAGAUUCUGGUGUUAGGGAAGAAGACUCCCUGCUGAAGUCUAGUUGCCUUCAAGAUUGUCCCUCUGCAGCAGCAGUGUUGAACCACCCCACUCUUCUAGAGGUGAAAGUGGAAAUCAGUGAAAGUGACAUCGCUAAUGCUGUGAACGCCAUGAAUUGUGAAUCACCUGAGAAGAGGGUAAAGGACGAGGGAAACAGUGUUAUGAGGAGAAAAAAGAAGCCUGACACUUCCCACUCUGCUGAAAGACCCUUUGCCUGCAGCAUUUGUGGUUCAGGAUUCAAAACAAGACGCACUCUGUCGAAGCACAUCCGAGUGGGACAUUCGGAGAGAAGACCCUACCGGUGCGAUUUGUGCGGGUGCACUUUCAAGCAGAGCCAUAACCUGAAGUACCACAUUCAAUACAGGCAUUCAGAUGAACGGCCUUUCAAGUGUGACCUGUGCGGCAUGGCAUUCAAGAUGAGGCCGAAGCUACGUCGGCACCGUCGUGGCCAUGCCACCACCACCUGUAACCUGUGCAAUUUCACCUUCAAAACAAAGCAGAGAUAUCUUGGACAUAUGGCUCAUGUCCAUUCGAGUGGGAAUCACGAAGAGGGAUCUCUCAAGGCAGUGUCCGAGGAAAGCACGGACCUCAGGAGCCACUGCAGCAACAUGAAGAAUCCAACCAACCAAGUUGCACAGUUGUUAGAGUUAGUGUUUUCCCUUCAGUCAAACAAUUUUUCACUUGACUCUGACACUCAUGAAAGACAUUUGUCACAUGAGGACAGAAGCAAGAUGAAGGUUGGGGGAGUUGUCCGGGACCUGUGCAAGGUGGGCCAUCGUCAUCUGGCGAUACGCUCGUCGAGGUGCUUGUCGACAUGGUCCCCCGUCGCAUCUGCCUUCAAUGCUCGCCCGCUCUCCAAGCUCAACCUCAGUCUCCUUAGAGAAGACACUGGUUUAUUUGGAGUGCCAGAACUGAAAUCCCCAGAGGGUUUCUAUCUCUUGAAGGAGCGGGCCAUCACUCGGAGUGAGGAUCUCGUCCAGGAAGCCCUCAACCCCCACCGAACCCGUAAGAUCGUGGAGAUCUUCGACGACCUGUCCGACUGCCUGUGCCAAGUGGCUGACCUGGCCGAGUUCAUCAGGGUUGCUCACCCGCAGUCAAAAUUCACCCGUGCUGCUGAGAAUGCCUCCAUUGGCAUCAGUGCCUUGGUUGAACGCUUGAACACAAAUCGCAAGCUGUAUGAUGCCCUGAAGCACGUCCUAGUGAACGGCGACCACGUCCCCACCGAUGAUAUCGACGACCGGGUCGCCCACCUGUUCGCAUUCGACUUCGAGCAGUGCGGGAUCCACCUGGGAGAGGGGAAGCGGGAGCAAGUGGCCAAGCUGAACGACUACAUCCUCCUUCUGGGCCAGCGAUUCACAGCCGGCACCACGCAUCCCCGACUCGUCCCUGCAGCCGACAUUCCCAAGGAUGUCCCGCAUCCACGUAUGAAACUUGAAGGUAGCAUGUACGUGUUCAGGUUCCCACGUGAUGGAGACAACUACGUGGUAACGGGUCUCCACGCGGAUGCAUCGACGGAGUCGGUGAGGGAGCUGUCGUACAGGCUGUUCCUGAAGCCGGAUGCAGAGCAGGAAUCCCUGCUCGAGGAACUCCUCUUGGCUCGCCAUCAGAUGGCCUCCUUCUGUGGCUUCCCCUCCUACAGUCACCGGGUGCUGAGAUGGAGCCUGGCGAGGAGCCCAGAAUUUGUGGGGGAGUUCCUGGAGAGCCUGUCCGAGAAGCUGGCCCCCCGGGCCCAGGUGGACUUGAAGCACAUGGAGUGGGUCAAGCGGAAUCAGCAGCCCGAUGCCAAGCCGCUGGCAAUGUGGGACCCGCCGUUCUACACGGCGCAGGUGCGCAACGACAAGUACCGCAUCCACCCGGGGAAGGUGUCGGCGUACCUGUCGGUGGGGGCGUGCAUGCACGGGCUGGACGUCCUCCUCAAUGCCCUGUACGGCGUGCACCUGGUCAUCGAGGAACCCCUGCCCGGGGAGCUCUGGGCCCCCGAUGUCCACAAGAUUGCGGGCAUGGCCAUGGGCCUUUGCAGGCACAUCCUUGCAGGCCUCGCGCGUCAGGCUAAGGUAACAGCGGUCUACGGCAGAGCGACCGAAAAGUCACUGGAUGCCAAUUUGGAAAAGAAAGUCGGAACGAAGAAGCUGGAAAGGAGAGCACAGAAGGAAGCGGGGGAGUUGGGCAGGGACAUGGGACAGGAGAGGCGGGAAAGAGGAGAAUGUGAAGAGGUGAGAGGCGUACUCGUAACUGCGCUGGCGAACGUCUGUGGGAGGCCCCCCCCGGAAACCGCUAAUCCAAGCCCGACUGUCGUCAUCUGUGGGCGAACAGUGCGACACGAAGAGGAAGGAGUGCUGGGCUACAUAUACUGCGACUUCUACGACCGGCCGGGGAAGCCCAAUCAGGACUGCCACUUCACCAUUCGGGGCGGGCGACGACUCCCGGAUGGCACCUAUCAGGUAAAAAUGGAUCAUGUCGACACCGUACGCGAUGCUUUCGCUCGAAUCGCCGUGCAGCUGCCGAUAGUGGUGCUGAUGCUGACGGUGCCCCCGGGGCAGUGGGGGAAGCCGCCCCUGCUCCUCCCGGGGAUGGUGGAGAACCUGUUCCACGAGAUGGGGCACGCGCUGCACUCCCUCCUGGCCCGCACCCGCUACCAGCACGUCACGGGCACCCGCACCUCCACCGACUUUGCGGAGGUCCCCUCCACCCUCAUGGAGCAUUUUGCAUUCGACCCCAGGGUCCUGGGGACGUUCGCGCGGCACUUCGACUCCGGGCAGGCGAUGCCGGAGGAGCUGGUGAUGAACCUGUGCGCCUCCAAGCAGGUGUUCGCCGCGUCGGAGGCGCAGCUGCAGGUGUUCUACUCCGCCCUGGACCUCUGCCUCCACGGGGCCCACCCGCUCCCGGCGCCCACCGCCAAGGUGCUCGAGGACACCCACAACCGCUACUACGGCCUCGGAUACGUCCCCGAUACGGACGACCCGUUCAGUCGGAGCGGCGGAGAGGGAGUGCGGUGGGGCCUGCUGGCCCACGGGGGAGGGCGGGACCCCCGGGACCUGGUGGCGUCCACCCUAGGGAGGGAGGUGACCCCGCUGACCCUCACCGACUCGCUCGUGGCGGAGCUGGACGAGAGGGCGUCGCACCUCCGGCUGGCUUCGUGA
Darwinula stevensoni is the source of this 9144-nucleotide messenger RNA. NCBI's taxonomy places the organism in Eukaryota, Metazoa, Arthropoda, Ostracoda, Podocopida, Darwinulidae. The record is from the annotation of a GenBank genome assembly.